Hansenula ciferrii is the source of this 1578-nucleotide messenger RNA. Its product is annotated as copper fist DNA-binding domain-containing protein. NCBI's taxonomy places the organism in Eukaryota, Fungi, Ascomycota, Saccharomycetes, Phaffomycetales, Wickerhamomycetaceae. Gene Ontology annotation, molecular function: copper ion binding; DNA-binding transcription factor activity, RNA polymerase II-specific; RNA polymerase II cis-regulatory region sequence-specific DNA binding. Bases 1 to 1578 code for a protein of 525 amino acids. Gene Ontology annotation, cellular component: nucleus. The transcript has a single exon. The record is from RefSeq and is a predicted model, not a curated record. Gene Ontology annotation, biological process: intracellular iron ion homeostasis; positive regulation of transcription by RNA polymerase II; intracellular copper ion homeostasis.
AUGAUAUUAGUAGACGGUGAGAAGUAUGCGUGUGUUCAGUGUAUCAGAGGUCAUAGAUCGUCCACUUGUAAGCAUUCACAGAGAGCUUUGGUUCAAGUUAGAAGUCGAGGUAGACCUUCGUUAAAUGCUGGUCAUAGAAUCGCUGUUACGGAAUCACAAUUAGUUUUAUCAAGAGAUGAAGUUACAAUUCAAGAUUCAAAUGGGAAUAUUCAAAAUGGAGGGGCUAAACAAAAACUUAAAGAGAAAUCUAAAUCACCACAACCAGAAUCAUUACCUGUUAAAUCUUGUUGUUCUUCAAAAGUCAAAUCACCAGAGCCACAACCAUCAACAAAAGAAAAGGAAGAUGAGGAAGUCCCUGUACCCAAGAGUUCAUGUUGUAGUUCCAAACCUAAAUCACAAGAAUCAUUAAAUUUACCACCAGUAUCGUCAUCAUCAUCAUCAUUAUCAUCAACAGUGGAUAAACCAACAGAUAGUUCAUCAUGCUCUUCAGCAACCCAUGCAAAUUGUAAUUGUGGUAAGAAUGGUGUUAUAAUGUUAAAAGCUUCAAGAAGACAAUUUGUUGAUGUUAGAAAUGGUGCAAUAGAUUAUGUUGGUCCAUAUAAUGAAUCUUCAUUAAGUAAGUUCAAGAUUGCAAGUUUACAAAAAUCAUUUAAUAGACAUAAACAUUCCAAAAAUUCUUCAUGUUGUUCAUCAAAAUCUGGGAAUUCUAAUAGUAUAAGGAAUAAAUUAAAAUUAUUGAAAACUAUAAAAAUGAAUGAAACUGAUUAUCAAAUACCCAGAGAUCAAUUAAAUGGAUUAAAUUUCCCCUUAGCACCUGCUAAUAUAGCACCAAGACAUGAUCAAUUACAAGAUCAACAACAGCAACAACAUAGUUAUCAAUAUUAUCAACGUCAACCAAAUGAUACGGGACAAUCCAUUUCAAGUACAACUUAUCAAAAAGAUUUAUCCGCCUUGGGACUUCCAAUUGAAUUACCACAAGCUGAACAAAUUCAUCCACAAGAUUCUCAACAAUUUGAUCAAGCUUUAAUAGAAUAUCAACAAUUACAAUUACAACAGCAACAACAACAUAAUCAAACUCAUACACAACAACCCUCCAAUCAAUCAGAACCAAAGUAUUAUGAUGUUGUUCUUUCAUCAGGUUGUGCAACAGAAUGCGGUUGUGGACCAGAUUGUGAAUGCCCAGGUUGUUUAAUCCAUCGUACAAAUGAAGAAUUAAAAGAAUAUGGUAUCCUAGACACAUCACCAGCUUCAACACCAACACCAGAACCUCAACAAUUACCAAGCCUAGACAAUGGAUUAUUCUCAAUGAACCCUAAUACUAAUGGUAAUUUUAAACUAGAACCUUCAAAUUAUGAUUUAAUUAAUCUUGAAACUAUUGAUGAAUUAUUACAAAAUAAUUAUAUGUUUGAUGAUGAAUGUUAUUGUGAAGCUUUGGAAUGCUCUUGCUAUAAUUGUCCGAAACAUGGUAUUGUUGAUGGGAUUAGAACUAGUGAUGGUAAAAGAGUUGCAUUUGGUGAUGAUAGAACUCCAGAUAAUGUUAGUAGUAUUGGGAGUGAGACAUCGGUUGCUAACCAAUGA